AUGUGCACCGCUACCGAAACUGCUAAUAAGACGAUCAAUAACAGCAGCAAUAACAACAACAACAACCACAAGAAUACCUGUGAAAUUGAAUCUGAGACUGAGUCAUCUGAAACGGAAACGGAGGGUAGCAGUAUGCCAAUCGUGGAGGAACCAAAAGGGCCCUUUGCGGAAUAUGCAUCUGAAAGAGUAUUGAGAAGCCUUGGCGGAUUCCAAGAAUCAGUAGAAUCUGCUUAUCGAAAAUCGCUUCCUCAGGAUAAGCUUGCUGCUGCAAAUCAGCUGUCACCUGAUGCUGACUCGACGCUGCAUGCUACAGGAAUUGAUUGGAAGGACGUUUCGAUUGAAAAUGUUCUAGGAGAAGGUGGAUUUUCUUUUAUUUUCAAGGUAAAAUUGGAAAAGAAAGAAUUUGCCUUAAAAUGCCUCAAGGCUAAAGCCAUUGCAAAUGAAGAUGACUUGGAAUUCAAUGCCAUGGAUCUGUACACAGAAUCCUACCUAUUAUCACAUUUGAAUCAUGAGCAUAUCAUUGGAAUCCACGGUGUGAUGGAAGGAAGCUUGUCCGACUCGUACUUGAAAGAUGGGUAUUUUAUACUUUUGGAUAUUAUGGACACGACUCUCUUUGAUGCCUUGGAAGUCUGGAGGGAGGCGGCUACCUCGAGCAAAUCACUGAAAUCCAAAAAGGCGGCCAUCAGCCUGAGGGUGCAAAAUGUCAUGAAUCCAGUUGUCGAGGCCAUGCAGUACUUGCACCAACACGACAUUGUGUUGCGCGACCUGAAACCAGAGAAUAUCGGAUUUGAUCAACAGGGACAAGUCAAACUUUUUGAUUUUGGACUCGCACGGCACAUUUCCGUUAUUGGUGAUGGUGACGUUGCUGGAUCCAUUUGUUAUAUGGCACCGGAAGUCAUGCUGAAGGAAUCUGUCAACUUUUCAUGUGAUGUCUACUCGUUUGCCAUUGUACUAUGGGAACUCUGCACCCUACAAAUUCCUUUGUCAGAAUUUGCAGACUUGGAAGAGGUAGAACGCAAGGUUGCCAAGGGAAACUGGAGACCAUCUACCACUUGGAUUCCGUCCAAGACGCUUCGUGGUCUGAUCAAGGACUGCUGGAACAGGGAUCCUAAAGCACGACCGGACUUUGUGUCCAUUGAAAAGACGCUCCAGAAAUGUUGUAAUAAGGAGAAUCAAGCUUCGGACGGUGGCGGCAAGCUGAAACAAAGUCUUUCCCGAUCCGGAUCCUUCUCGGAGCUCUACUUGGAGGUCUUGAAAAAAUCUUCGAGAAGGACAGGACGAUGA
Messenger RNA from Cylindrotheca closterium, 1284 nucleotides. NCBI's taxonomy places the organism in Eukaryota, Bacillariophyta, Bacillariophyceae, Bacillariales, Bacillariaceae. The record is from the annotation of a GenBank genome assembly.